Messenger RNA from Seminavis robusta, 1645 nucleotides. NCBI's taxonomy places the organism in Eukaryota, Bacillariophyta, Bacillariophyceae, Naviculales, Naviculaceae. The record is from the annotation of a GenBank genome assembly.
GUGGGAUUUCAAAACUGCACUCAUCAUGCUCCUUUGCAUUGACUAUCUCAUUUUAGUUAGCCGCAGCGCACAUCACACAACCUCUAAAUACUGGCCUAUCAGAGUUGCCAAGACAGAAGAACUAGCUGAACCAAAUACUAAUAAGAAUGCGCUGCUCUGUCCUUUUGUUUACUCUCUUUUUGGGUAACACCUUUGCGGCUCUCACAGAGAAGCAUGGGGAAGGAGAGUUAAGAGAACAGGAAAUUAACACUGUUAUGGUAGAUGAUUUUGAUUCACCAGUUACCAGUUGGGUGUAUACCCCAUGCGUCUUUGGAUUAGGGCCCAUGGGAACGGGUGAUAUGGGCAACUUGUGGGGAGAACAUCAAGGCCAACGAUAUGGCAAACGAAUCGACAAUGAGAAUGGUCACAUCACCACUGGAGGUCUCAAACUUCAAUUCCAUUCCAAAAGCAAAGGCUGCGCCAAUGCUGGUUUUGAACUGGAAUUCGAACUGGAUCGUACCAUUGUGGGUGCCAGAAUCAAGUUUGACUAUCAUGUCCAUUGGACAGACGAAAGAUUCAAUGUAGCUCCAGUGGAAGCGGCCUCUGAUGCUGCUCCUGAUAAUCCAAAUGCAAAUAAUGAAGAUGAAGCAGCUGGUGGGAAUGCGGAUAUUCUUCACAAUGUCAUGAAUGACAAGGGCAUCAUCUACUUUCAACGAGAUGACGAACCUGGAGUAGCCGUGGAUGAAUUCAGUGCUCCUCAUAUCUACGAACCUCGUUGGAAGCACGCAUCGAUUGAUCCUGGAAUUUUGGUGGCCCAUACGCCUGUUCGAAUGAGCAUUGGGGGGUUCCUCAAUGCAGAGAAUAGCAAUGGGGCCUUGUGGCAGAUUCGACUUGACAAUUUCCGAAUUGUGGAGGUCGACUUUUGGGGAUAGCUAGCCAGUCUAGACUAAUGGUAGAGGAAUUGUACAUAUAGCUAUCGGAUUGCUACGAACAAGCCAUUUGUCAAGAAACAAUUUUUCUCAGUGGGCAGACAACAUGGCUGGGCACAGCAAUGGUCAACAGCACAUACUGCCAGAGGAAUUCUUGGUGCCACCACAGUCCUCAGCACAACCACACAAUCAUAGGUGAACUACUAGCCUCCCUGAACCACCAGCUGUCUCCCGUACGGUACUACUAGCUAGUAGCAAGCAACGAACACAACAGUAGUCGCUGCUGCAGAUAUGCAUACUGGUAGCACUACCGGUACCAGGCAAAGCAACCGAAACAGCCCAAUAGGCAGCACGAGAAAGAAGCGCAAGAAGAACAGAAGAGAUCAUCGAAAGGAUGAUAAUCUCCAGAGCGACAGUCAGAGCAUGAAGCUCCCAUGGUGAGCUCCUAUCCAGGAACAGUAGUCAAACCUCAGCCCGACUGCUGCCUUUGCAAAUGGGAGUCGAGUUGAGUGCGAGUCUUCGUUCGCCUGCAAAGCAAGGGUAAGUGGUCAAAGAGCUGCUGGUAAGCAUGGAGGCACCCAGGUACAUGCUGGUCGUGGACUUGUGGUCCUGUAAUCUUUUAUCCUGCGGUAAAAGCCUGGAAGGAUGUUUAUGUGCAUAGAACUAGCUGGAAAUAAAUGCAUGCAUGCACCGGUAGUCCUAGAAUCCUUAAUGCUGUAGUCGUUGUUGUACUAGCU